Messenger RNA from Helianthus annuus (common sunflower), 2613 nucleotides. RefSeq names its product potassium transporter 19. Lineage: Eukaryota; Viridiplantae; Streptophyta; Magnoliopsida; Asterales; Asteraceae. Bases 34 to 2355 code for a protein of 773 amino acids. The transcript has 6 exons. Gene Ontology annotation, cellular component: membrane. Gene Ontology annotation, biological process: potassium ion transmembrane transport. The record is from RefSeq and is a predicted model, not a curated record. Gene Ontology annotation, molecular function: potassium ion transmembrane transporter activity.
CAUUCCCAUCUCGCCGGAAUCCUUACCGCCACCAUGUCAACCCCCGGUGGUAGCAUAAGGAACUCCACCGUCUCCACUCCUAUCGGCAGCAAACGAAACUCCAACGUCUCCACGCCUGGCGGCAGUCGACGAAACUCCAACUUCGAAGAAGAGAAUAGCGAUCAUAUCCAUUCUGAACGAACACCCGAUCAUCUACUUUAUGAAAGCGAAUUCUCAGGCUUGAAGCGUCACGAUUCCUUAGAUAUCGAGGCCGCUAAAAUUGGCGGCCACCACGGUCACCAUAACACUAAGGAUUGGGGAGUGAUACUAAGACUUGCUUUCCAAAGUAUCGGAGUGGUCUAUGGCGACAUCGGGACAUCGCCGUUGUACGUGUACUCAAGCACGUUUACGAAAGGGAUCAAACACGAAGAUGACAUCUUGGGUGUUUUGUCACUGAUCUUCUACACGAUAACCCUAAUUCCUGUUAUUAAGUACGUGACAAUUGUUUUGCAUGCCAAUGAUAACGGUGACGGGGGUACUUUUGCGUUGUACUCGAAAUUAUGUCGAUAUGCAAAAAUAGGUUUGAUCCCAAGCGAACAACCAGAGGACCGGGAGGUUUCGAAUUUCCAACUUGAAUUGCCAAGCAAACGUAACACAAUAUCAUCAAAGGUCAAAAAUAAUCUGGAGCAAAGCGGCUUUGCUAAGUUUGCACUUCUUUUCGUUGCGAUGCUUGGGACUUCUAUGGUCGUUGGUGAUGGCAUCCUGACUCCUUCAAUAUCAGUAUUAUCCGCUGUAUCAGGACUGAAAGAAGCAACGGAUUCAAUGACAGAAGGGAGGAUCGUGAUAAUAUCAGUGAUAAUCUUGAUAAUUUUAUUCAUGGUCCAAAGGUUUGGAACUGAUAAAGUUGGCUACGGGUUCGCCCCCAUUAUUAGUGUCUGGUUUUCGCUCAUUGCUGGAAUUGGCGUGUACAAUUUCAUCAAGUACGACCCUUCAGUCGCAAAAGCAAUAAACCCUAAAUACAUCGUCGAUUAUUUCAAACGAAACGGAAAAGAUGGGUGGAUUUCGCUCGGUGGAGUAGUUCUUGCCAUUACAGGAACCGAAGCCAUGUUUGCUGAUCUUGGACACUUUACGGUUAAAUCGAUACAAAUAAGCAUGGGUUGUGUGGUUUAUCCUGCUAUAAUCACUGCCUAUAGCGGCCAGGCAGCAUGGCUAAGAAAGCAUAGUGAAUUAGUGGGGGACACAUUUUAUAAGUCACUUCCAAGCGCUUUGUACUGGCCGGUUUUCGUGGUGGCUGUGAUGGCCGCGAUUAUAGCAAGUCAGGCUAUGAUAUCUGGGACAUUCUCCAUCAUCAAACAAUCACUUUCGCUAGGAUGUUUUCCUCGUGUUCAAGUCGUGCAUACUUCAGCUAAGUAUGAAGGGCAAGUUUACAUACCUGAAAUGAAUUAUCUUUUAAUGAUUGGUUGUGUUUUAGUAACGGCUUCAUUCAAAACUACUGCAAAGAUCGGUAAUGCUUACGGAAUUGCGGUGAUAUUUGCUGAGACUCUAACCUCUGGAUUUUUGGUGGUGAUCAUGCUUGUUAUAUGGAAAACCAAUAUACUUCUCGUGAUGUUAUAUGUGCUUGUGAUUAGCUCCACAGAAUAUCUUUACUUAAGUGCAGUUUUCUACAAAUUCGCGAAAGGUGGAUACUUGCCAUUUACAUUUGCUCUCGUGCUAAUGUUCAUAAUGUGCACUUGGAACUAUGUUUACCGAGCAAAAUACAACUAUGAGCUUGAUCACAAAGUGUCACAAGAAGCCAUAAAAGACAUUGCUACAGACCCGAACAUUAGUCACAUGGGAGGACUUGCAAUUUUCUAUUCGGAGCUCGCCCAUGGCAUUCCACCAAUCUUCAAACACUAUGUUAACAAUGUGCCUGCUUUACAUUCGGUCAUAGUGUUUGUUUCCAUCAAGUCGUUGCCAGUUAGUAGAGUGGCACCAGAAGAGAGGUUCUUGUUUAGAAGAGUGAAGCCAAACGAGAUGUAUGUUUUUAGGUGUGUGGUUAGGUAUGGGUACACUGAUGUCCGCAAUGAAAAAGAGUCAUUCGAGAAGAUUUUGAUCGAACGCCUGAAGGAUUUCAUUGCAUUUGAUUUUGGAACUGACCCACAACAAGGUCGUAUUGCGGAUGAGGAUGUUGUGAAACUAGACAAAGCUUGGCGAUCUGGAGUCGUGCACUUGGUGGGCGAACACGAGAUUGUGUCGAGGGACGGGUCUUCGCUCGGGAAAAGGUUCUUGAUCAAUUAUGCUUACAAUUUUAUGAAGAAGAACUUGAGGCAAAGUUAUAGCGUGUUCGAUGUUCCUCAUAAGAAGUUGUUGAAGGUUGGAAUGACUUAUGAGCUUUAAGGAGAAUGAUUCCUAAAUGCUUGGAACUUCCUUAUAGAUAAAUAUGUCAUUAGUUUCAAUAGAGACAUGACACAAAUUUACUUUAUAGAUGUGGUUUUUUACGUCUUUCGUUAUAAGGUUUAUGUUUUUCUUUGUGUUUUUUAUUUUUGUUUUGUUUUGCUUUGCUUUGCUUUCUCUUAUUACUUUUUUUUUUUAAAGGAAAAACUUUAUAAUGAAAUUGUAAAUUUCUUAAUGUAAUAAAGAAAGUAUUAUACAUAA